AUGGAUGUGAGCUGCUGCCAGUGCGCGUUCGAGGACACGGCCUUCUUGGCGGGGACGUGCGGCGCGGGCUUCGCGCUCUUCAUGUCGAUGGUGGAGUACGUGCUGCGGACGCGCUGCGACUUGGCCGACCCUUGCGGGCGCGCGGGCCGCGACGCGCCGCUGGUGCUGCCGCAGCUGGGAGACCCGCCCGCCGUCGACUUCAUCGUCGUCGGCGCCGGCGUCGCGGGCCCCGCGCUCGCCGCCCGCCUCUCGGAGAGGCAGAACUGGACCGUGCUGCUGCUGGAGGCGGGGCCCGAGGAGCCCACCGCCACGCAAAUACCGACGUUCGCGGUAGCAGCAGUGAACACGGUGCUCGAUUGGAAUUACACGACAGAGGUGCAGGAGCAGGCGUGCCUCAGUACAGGAGGCGUCUGCAGCUGGCCGCGGGGCAAAAUGGUGGCCGGCACCGGCGCCAUGCAGGGCAUGAUGUACACACGAGGCCACCGAAGCAUCUACGACGGUUGGGAAGCGGCUGGUAACGAGGGCUGGGGCUACGACGACGUGCUGCCGUACUUCAUAAAAGCGGAGAACAACCUGGAGGCCGACGAGAUGGACGAAGGUUACCACGGCACGGGAGGACCGCUCGUGGUGCAGCGCUUCGCCAGCCAUCCGCAGAUCGCUGAGACCAUCGUGGAGGCGGGAAUAGAGCUCGGCUACCGCACGGGAGACCUCUGCGGCAGCAACCAGACGGGCGUCGCCAUAGCGCAGAUGAUGGUGAAAGACAGUCUACGAGGCAGCACACCCGCGCUCUACCUAAGGCCUGCUGCAGCCAGCAACCCAAAUCUGCACGUUGGAAUAAAUGCUCACGUUACCAGAGUUCUCAUCGAUCCUGACACCCUUACUGCGACUGGCGUGGAGUUUCUCGACGAGAACAACAACCUACACACUGUACGAGCAAACAACGAAGUCAUCCUGAGUGCCGGCGCCAUAGGCUCUCCUCAGUUACUCAUGCUUUCUGGUGUCGGGCCACAGGCAGACCUCGAGGAUGUCGGCAUAACGUCGCUGAAGAACUUGUCUGUUGGACAGAAUCUACACAAUCACGUGUCAGGUUAUGUGGCUUUCUACAUCAACAAUACUUCGUACGAAUCUCUGACGACAGAAGUGCUCAACGAAUUCGUCACCAAUCGCACUGGCCCCAUGUCAGGUACAGGUCUGACACAGACAACUGGCUUCAUGCUUUCCAAGUACGCAACUGAUGGCGUGCCCGACCUGCAGAUCUUCUUCGACGGUUUCAAUGCGGCUUGCUCUCGCUCAGGCUUAGCGGAGGAAUGCACCAGUGGAGAGGUUAACGUGGACUGUGGCCGCCGAUAUAUCGACGCGCGACCGACCAACAUCAUGCCACGUAGCAAGGGCUACAUGAAACUACGCAGCUCGAACCCUCUCGACUACCCGCUCUUCUAUCCCAACUACCUCUCUGAGCAGAUCGAUGUGGACAUACUGGUCGAGGGCAUCAAACUGGUGAUCAACAUGACACGGACGGAGGCAAUGCAACGCUGGGGCUUCGAGCUGGACACGACGGUGACGGCCGGCUGCGAGGCCUACGAGUUCGCGUCAGACGAGUACUGGGCGUGCGUGGUGCGCUACAGCACCGGCGCCGAGAACCACCAGGGAGGCACCUGCAAGAUGGGGCCCGCCACCGACGACUCCGCCGUCGUAGACCCGCGCUUCCGGGUGCACGGCGUGGCUGGGCUGCGCGUCGUCGACGCUUCCGUCUUCCCGUACAUACCCAACUCCAACCCCAUCUCGUCCAUCGUCAUGUUGGCCGAGAGGGCGGCCGAUUUCAUCAAGGAAGACUGGCCCGAGGAAUCUGCCUGA
This is a messenger RNA of Schistocerca serialis cubense, 1854 nucleotides long. RefSeq names its product glucose dehydrogenase [FAD, quinone]-like. NCBI's taxonomy places the organism in Eukaryota, Metazoa, Arthropoda, Insecta, Orthoptera, Acrididae. The transcript has 2 exons. The record is from RefSeq and is a predicted model, not a curated record. Gene Ontology annotation, molecular function: flavin adenine dinucleotide binding; oxidoreductase activity, acting on CH-OH group of donors. The coding region runs from base 1 to 1854 and encodes 617 amino acids.